Melozone crissalis (California towhee) is the source of this 6332-nucleotide messenger RNA. It is a transcript of the gene TRPM3, whose product is annotated as transient receptor potential cation channel subfamily M member 3. Gene Ontology annotation, molecular function: monoatomic cation channel activity. Gene Ontology annotation, biological process: monoatomic cation transmembrane transport; protein tetramerization. The transcript has 26 exons. Lineage: Eukaryota; Metazoa; Chordata; Aves; Passeriformes; Passerellidae. Gene Ontology annotation, cellular component: membrane. Bases 1 to 5166 code for a protein of 1721 amino acids. The record is from RefSeq and is a predicted model, not a curated record.
AUGGAGCAGCGGCGGCUGAGCCCCGGCAGAGCCGAGCGGGGCAGCGCCGAGCGGGGCAGCGCCGAGCGGGGCAGCGCCGCCGAGGGCGCCAACAGCGGCGGCCGGGGGCGCCUGGCCGAGUCCUGGCGGCGGCUCAGCUCCCGGCGCGGCUCCAAGCGCACCGGAGCCUCCUCGCCCGCGCUGCCGGCACAGAAAUCAUGGAUAGAAAGAGCAUUUUACAAGCGAGAAUGUGUCCAUAUCAUACCCAGCACCAAAGACCCCCAUAGGUGUUGCUGUGGGCGUCUGACAGGCCAACACAUUGGACAGCCUCCAAGCGCCUCCGUUACUCAGAAUGAGAAAAGUGAAACCAGGCUGGCUCGCAAUGACAUCCAGUCAGAGAAGUGGUCCAUCAGCAAGCACACGCAGCUCAGCCCGACGGACGCCUUCGGAACCAUCGAGUUCCAGGGAGGAGGCCACUCCAAUAAAGCCAUGUAUGUACGUGUGUCUUUUGACACAAAGCCUGACCUUCUUCUGCAUUUGAUGACCAAAGAGUGGCAACUUGAGCUCCCCAAACUUCUCAUCUCUGUGCACGGGGGCCUUCAGAAUUUUGAACUUCAGCCAAAACUCAAACAGGUCUUUGGAAAAGGACUUAUUAAGGCUGCAAUGACAACUGGAGCAUGGAUAUUCACUGGAGGAGUAAACACAGGGGUCAUUCGGCAUGUUGGAGAUGCCCUGAAAGAUCAUGCCUCAAAAUCUCGAGGGAAGAUCUGCACCAUCGGUAUAGCUCCCUGGGGGAUUGUGGAAAACCAAGAGGAUCUGAUUGGCAAAGAUGUGGUCCGACCAUACCAGACAAUGUCCAAUCCCAUGAGCAAGCUGACAGUGCUCAACAGCAUGCAUUCCCAUUUUAUUUUGGCUGACAAUGGUACUACUGGUAAAUAUGGAGCAGAGGUAAAGCUUCGUAGACACCUGGAAAAGCACAUUUCACUUCAGAAGAUAAAUACAAGAAUUGGCCAAGGGGUUCCUGUGGUGGCCCUUAUUGUGGAAGGAGGUCCCAAUGUCAUCUCCAUUGUUCUGGAGUACCUGCGAGACACUCCCCCUGUUCCUGUUGUGAUAUGUGAUGGCAGUGGCCGAGCAUCUGACAUCCUUGCCUUUGGCCACAAAUAUUCUGAGGAAGGAGGACUGAUCAACGAGUCUUUGAGGGACCAGUUGCUAGUUACCAUCCAGAAGACUUUCACAUACACCCGAACUCAGGCACAGCACCUCUUCAUUAUCCUCAUGGAGUGCAUGAAGAAGAAGGAGCUGAUCACAGUUUUUCGAAUGGGAUCAGAAGGACACCAGGAUAUUGAUUUAGCUAUCCUGACAGCACUACUAAAAGGAGCGAAUGCAUCUGCUCCCGACCAGCUGAGCCUAGCGCUAGCCUGGAACAGAGUGGACAUCGCCCGCAGCCAGAUCUUUAUUUAUGGGCAGCAGUGGCCGGUGGGCUCCCUUGAGCAAGCAAUGCUGGAUGCACUGGUGUUGGACAGAGUGGAUUUUGUGAAAUUACUCAUAGAAAAUGGAGUAAGCAUGCAUCGUUUUCUCACCAUCUCCCGGCUAGAGGAAUUGUACAAUACGAGACACGGACCAUCCAACACUCUGCAUCAUCUAGUCAGGGAUGUGAAAAAGCGAGAAUAUCCAGGUUUCGGUUGGAUCUAUUUUAAGGGAAACUUACCUCCUGAUUACCGGAUAAGUCUGAUUGAUAUUGGGUUGGUGAUAGAGUACCUGAUGGGAGGAGCGUACCGCUGCAAUUACACCCGAAAGCGGUUCAGAACACUGUACCACAACUUGUUCGGGCCCAAGAGGCCAAAAGCUCUGAAGCUGUUGGGAAUGGAGGAUGAUGUCCCUUUGCGUCGAGGCAGAAAACCAACAAAGAAAAAAGAAGAAGAAGUUGAUAUUGAUAUGGAUGACCCUGAGAUCAAUCACUUUCCGUUCCCAUUCCACGAGCUGAUGGUGUGGGCUGUGCUGAUGAAACGUCAGAAGAUGGCCCUCUUCUUUUGGCAACACGGGGAAGAGGCUAUGGCUAAAGCUCUGGUGGCCUGCAAACUCUGCAAAGCCAUGGCCCACGAGGCAUCAGAAAAUGACAUGGUGGAUGACAUAUCCCAAGAGCUGAACCACAAUUCCAGGGACUUCGGCCAGCUGGCGGUCGAGCUGCUGGACCAGUCAUACAAGCAGGACGAGCAGCUGGCCAUGAAACUGCUGACCUAUGAGCUGAAGAACUGGAGCAACGCCACAUGCCUGCAGCUUGCAGUGGCAGCCAAGCACAGGGACUUCAUCGCUCACACUUGCAGCCAGAUGCUGCUCACUGACAUGUGGAUGGGUCGUCUCCGGAUGCGAAAAAAUUCUGGCCUAAAGGUAAUUCUAGGAAUUCUACUUCCUCCUUCAAUCCUCAGCUUGGAGUUCAAGAACAAAGAUGAUAUGCCCUACAUGACCCAGGCCAAUGAGAUCCAUCUUCAAGAAAAAGAUCCAGAAGAACCAGAGAAGCCAGUGAAAGAAAAAGAUGAGGAAGACAUGGAACUCACUGCAAUGCUUGGACGGGGCAAUGGAGAGUCCUCAAGAAAGAAGGAGGAUGAGGAAGUUCAGAGCAGGCACAGAAUGAUCCCCAUUGGAAGAAAGAUCUACGAGUUCUACAAUGCUCCCAUCGUGAAGUUCUGGUUUUACACUCUGGCAUACAUAGGCUACUUGAUGCUGUUCAACUACAUUGUGUUGGUGAAGAUGGAUCGCUGGCCAUCUAUUCAGGAAUGGAUUGUCAUCUCAUACAUUUUCACUCUGGGAAUAGAGAAGAUGAGAGAGAUCCUCAUGUCAGAGCCUGGGAAGCUGCUGCAAAAAGUCAAAGUUUGGCUCCAGGAGUACUGGAAUGUUACUGACCUCAUAGCUAUCCUCCUGUUCUCUGUUGGGAUGGUUCUCCGCCUGCAAGACCUGCCUCUACGGAGCGACGGCCGCGUCAUCUACUGCGUCAACAUCAUCUACUGGUACAUCCGGCUGCUGGACAUCUUCGGUGUCAACAAGUACCUGGGGCCCUACGUCAUGAUGAUCGGGAAAAUGAUGAUAGACAUGAUGUACUUUGUCAUCAUCAUGUUGGUGGUUCUGAUGAGCUUUGGUGUGGCAAGACAGGCCAUUCUCUUCCCCAAUGAGGAGCCUUCGUGGAAGCUGGCGAAAAACAUUUUUUACAUGCCUUACUGGAUGAUCUAUGGGGAAGUGUUUGCAGACCAGAUAGACCCACCUUGUGGUCAAAAUGAAACCAGAGAAGAUGGCAAAAUUAUCCAGCUACCUCCCUGCAAGACAGGAGCAUGGAUCGUUCCUGCCAUCAUGGCCUGCUACCUCUUGGUAGCAAACAUCCUUUUGGUGAAUCUCCUCAUUGCAGUUUUCAACAACACGUUUUUUGAAGUCAAAUCUAUAUCAAACCAAGUUUGGAAGUUUCAAAGGUACCAGCUCAUCAUGACAUUCCACGAAAGACCUGUUCUCCCACCACCUCUGAUCAUUUUCAGCCACAUGACAAUGAUAUUUCAACACCUCUGCUGCAGAUGGAGGAAGCAUGAAAGUGACCCAGAUGAGAGAGACUAUGGAUUGAAACUUUUCAUAACUGAGGAUGAAUUGAAAAAGGUCCAUGAUUUUGAAGAGCAGUGCAUAGAAGAGUAUUUUAGAGAAAAGGAUGACAGAUUCAACUCCUCCAAUGAUGAAAGAAUCCGUGUCACUUCAGAAAGGGUGGAGAACAUGGCCAUGCGGCUGGAAGAAGUAAACGAGAGAGAGCACUGCAUGAAGGCCUCUCUGCAGACUGUUGACAUCAGGCUUGCUCAGCUGGAAGACAUGAUGGGACGAAUGGUGACUGCCUUGGAAAAGAUGGCUGGCAUUGAGAGAGGCGAGACAACCAAGAUCCGAUCCAGGACCUCAUCCGACUGUACUGAUGCAGCCUACAUUGUGAGGCAGAGCAGCUUCAACAGUCAGGAAGGAAAUACCUACAAGCUUCAAGAGAGCAUUGAUCCCACAGGAGAGGAGUCCAUGUCCCCAACGUCACCUACGAUCACACCCCGCUUGCGAAGCCAUUCCUUCUAUGCAACAAAUAUAAAGGACAAGUGUGGGUUGGAAAAGCUGGAAAGCAUUUUUAAGGAAAGAUCUCCAAGCCUGCAUCGGGCAAUCAGUUCCCACUCAAUAGCAAAAGAAGGAAAGGCUCCUUUACCCCCUACCAGCACUUUGUCAAUCGCCCCAGACUCCAGAAGACCUUCGUCUUGCAUAGACAUCUAUGUUUCUGCCAUGGAUGAGAUGCAUUCUGACACAGAACCUCUCGAGAGCUCCAUAAAUAUUCUUGGUCCUGAAGAUGCAGCUCUGCCAGCUCACAUAGCCUCUUCCCUUUUAACUAAUAGUGCAUACAUCAGCAGUACAGCUGGUGAAAAGAUCUCUGGUAGGAGUCUUGAUUAUGAGGAAACUUCUGGAAUAGAAACAAGAGCAUUUUCUUCAGACUAUUCACAAAUCACAGACUGCCAAAUCCCGUGGGAUUCAGACCCUCCCUUGUAUCAUACUUUAGAGCGAUCAAAAAGUAGUCGUUACCUGGCUACCACUCCAUUUAUUCUGGAGGAAACACCAAUUGUGAAAUCUCACAGCUUCAUGUUCUCUCCUUCUCGAAGCUACUUCAGCAGCCUUGGUGUCCCAGUCAAAACAGCAGAGUACACAAGUAUUACAGAUUGCAUAGACACGAGGUGUGUGAGCGCUCCCCAGGCCAUUGCAGAGAGGGCCAGUUUCCCUGGAAGCCUCAGGGGCAAAGUGGAAGACUUGGGAUGCUGCCACCCAGAGAGAGAAGCUGAACUAACCCACCCAAGCUCCGAUCAUGAGGAUAUCGAGGUCAAAGACAAGAAGGGAAUCCCCUUAUCUCCUCAAGACAGCAGUGCUACAACAACUCUGCCCAACAGCAUCCCACUCCCAAAGAUAGAGCGAGCCAACAGCUACUCUGCAGAAGAGUCCAGCGUGCUGUAUGCACAGCACACACGGAAGAGCUACUCCAUCAGUGACAAACUUGACAGGCAGCGAAACGCAGCCGGCCCACGGAACCCCUUGGAGAGGAGCAAGUCCUCGAGGCCAGAGAGCAGAGGGGACAACCUGUCCAUGAGGAGACUGUCAAGAACUGGAGCCUUCUGCAGCUUUGAAAGCAAGCACAGCUAGGCUUAUACAAAGCUCACCAGCAGUCUAAGGGUCAUCUGCUUUUCAGUCUGUUUUUCUUAGCAGAAUUUUUUAAAAACCCUCACAUCACCCUGUGUUGAGUCCAAUUGGCAUUAGCCACGGGUCAAGGGAGCACAUUUUUAAUCUCAGCAUCACUACAGUUGUACUCCAUCUUGACCCAAUUGACAUUUGCACUUAAGAAAAAAGGGAGGGAUGAAAGCUUUACAAAACCUUCAGUAAACAAGAGGAAUAACAAGACCCCUUAAUGAAGUCAGAAGACAGAUUAAUAGCUCCAGAUAUCUGCCUUUUAUUAGAGGGUAUCCUAAGACCUUUUAUCAUUAUUCAAGUUUUUAAGAUGCAGGAAUUAACUGGCAAAAAAAAGAUGUACAAAUUAGGUGUUCCAAACUUCAAUCACAACUUCUUUUUCAUCUAUGUCACUAUUGUGAUGACUGGUGAAAAGCAUUUGUUAUUUCUGUAGGAACUGGCAGCAAAAAACCCUAAAGUCUCCCAAGUCCCUUGCAUCCCAUAUUUGUGGAAAUGAAGAAAGAUGAACACAACAACAACUAUAAAUGUUCACUUGUCUCCUUUUGUAUCAACUUCUAGUGCCACAGAAAGUUUAUAUUUUCAAGAGUGGAAAGGGAAAUGAAAUGCCUUCUUUACUGCAACUUAAAUGGAAGAAGAAUUUGUGUUAAAAUGUCAGGUGAUUUCCUGUGUAAAACAGGCAUUCUAGAUUCUAGCACAGGUGAGCAAGCUCAGGAUGAAUGUAAUUAAGUGGAGUAGUAUAUAUUUAUUUUUUUACCACAUUUGCCAUCAGUAUGUUGUCUCGCUAAAUCAAAGGAUAUAAUGAAACAGUAAGUACAAGACGAUCAGAGCAGAGCACAGUAAUAGUGUCCAGUUCUCAUGGCUCAGUUUAAUUAUAUAUAUAAAUUGGGAGAUUUAUCCACCAUGCUGCUACCAGGUUCUUCUUGCUGUUUCAUUUGAGCUGCCGAUUCUUCACAUCAUUCUCCCACCUAUAAAAUUCACACCUUUUUCCCCUUUUUUUUCAUGUGAACAUAGCUGUAUUUGGACUUUUUAAAUUAUACAGGAUUUAUCAAGAAGUCUGAAUCCAGAUUCGUGUAUUUAGACUGAAGCUGCUUAAAGCAAAGUAUUUUUGGCAGAGGACUGGAAAA